AUGGGAAAUUGUUGUAAUGGUGGAGGAUCUGUUUUGGAAAAAAAUGUGCAGGUAGAUUUAGGGUAACAUAUGUCGGAGAAGUCUGCAAAUUCAGAUAUUCUUAAUAAAAAGGCUAUAAUAAUAUAAGGUAUUUCUAUAUCUGAAAAGUAAGCUCAUUGUAGAGGUCAUAUUGCUAGAAAGAAAGUGAAAACAAUAUAGGAAUAAGAUAAAAGUGGUAAGAGGGAAUCGUAAAAUGAUUCAAGUUAGCAGAAGAAAUAGAAUUAAUAAGCGAAUCCUUAGAAUAAAAAAGGGGCUUAAGAACCUAAGGAGGAAAGCUAUUAAAAUAGAGUCGAAUCCAGUAAGGCUCAUGCUCCAAGUGAAAAAUAUAAAAAACUAGAUAGGAUGCCUGAUUAUUUGACUGCUAAAACUAAAUAAGUUUUAAGUCAAAUCGAAGCCUUUGUUUAUGAUUAGGAAAAGGAUGAAUUUAAAGAAUUGCCAUUUUUGGAACCAUAUGAGUUGGAUGGAGGAAGUGUUUAUAAAGGAUAAUGGAAAAAUGGACUCCGACAUGGAAGGGGAACAUAAAUUUGGCAGGAUGGCUCAAUAUAUGAAGGAUAUUGGUACUAGAAUGUUGCUUGUGGAAAGGGAAGGCUGAUUCAUGCUGAUGGAGACAAGUAUGAGGGAGAGUGGAGAAAUGACAAAGCUCAUGGAUAUGGAAAAUAUGUGCAUAUGGAUGGAGCAUAAUAUGUGGGCUAUUGGGAGGAUGAUAAAUAAAAUGGAAAUGGGAAAGAAAUAUGGCCAGACGGGGCUUGUUAUGAAGGGUAGUAUAAAAAUGGGAAGAAACACGGGAAAGGAACAUUCAAAUGGGCUGAUGGAUCUAUAUAUAUAGGAGAAUUUGAUUAGAAUAAUAUUCAAGGUUAAGGAGAGUAUCAAUGGGAAGAUGGCAGAAAAUAUGUUGGGGAGUGGAAGAAUAAUAAAAUGGAUGGGAAAGGAGUUUUUACUUGGUUGGAUGGUAGAAAAUAUGAAGGGGAGUACAAGGAUGACAAGAAGCAUGGUUUUGGAGAUUUUAAAUGGCCGGAUGGAAGAAUGUAUAAAGGUUAAUGGGCUAAUGGGAAACAACAUGGAAUUGGAAUUUAUAUUGGUUCUUCAAAAAUUGAAAAGGAAGGAGAAUGGUAAGAAGGGAAGAGAAUACGUUGGCUAAAGAAAGGAGGCUAACAGACUAGGGAAGAUGGAAAUUGA
This is a messenger RNA of Paramecium tetraurelia, 1215 nucleotides long. RefSeq lists its product as uncharacterized. Gene Ontology annotation, molecular function: protein binding. The record is from RefSeq and is a predicted model, not a curated record. The transcript is spliced from 6 exons. NCBI's taxonomy places the organism in Eukaryota, Ciliophora, Oligohymenophorea, Peniculida, Parameciidae.